Messenger RNA from Oncorhynchus nerka (sockeye salmon), 3798 nucleotides. RefSeq lists its product as uncharacterized. The transcript has 7 exons. NCBI's taxonomy places the organism in Eukaryota, Metazoa, Chordata, Actinopteri, Salmoniformes, Salmonidae. Bases 46 to 1335 code for a protein of 429 amino acids. The record is from RefSeq and is a predicted model, not a curated record.
CAGCAUGGAUGUUCAGACUUUUCAUGGGAAGGAAUCAAUCUGUCUAUGGAAGACACCACGUCCAUCCUGCCUCGUCUGAAGAGGAACAACUCCAAUAACUAUGGGAUCGGUGCUCUGGCUAAGUCCUCACUGACAGGUGUGUCAGGUGUGAAUCGCUCCAUGAAGGACAAGGUGACCAAGCCUACAUCCAUGGCCCAAGGCCGGAUGGCACACAUGAUCGAGUGGCAGAACUGGGACAUGUCUGUGGUGGGCCCGGGGGGUGUCUCCGUCCCACGCAAGUCCACAGCAGAGCAGGAGAUGGAGAGACGGUUGGAGAGCGACGCCUACAGCGACCUCAGUGACGGGGAGAAAGAGGCUCGCUUUGCCGCAGGUAUCCUGCAGCAGUUUGCCAUCUCCCAGGCAACGCUCAUGGCCUGGACCUCCAUGGAUGGAGAGAGCCUGAGGUCAGGGUCCAACCAGGGCAGUGUGGCCCACCUCAGCGAGGUUAACCAGGAGAGCAUCACCAGCCGAGACCAGAUAUUGCACCACUCCUCUGCGGACAUGUGGCCCAACACCUAUGUCGCCCAGGGCCUCUACUGCCUCUCCUCCUCUGACGCCUGGGAGCCAAUCAGCAACGAGCCCUCCGGAGUGGCCUCUCCCGCUGCUGGCUCCUAUGUGAUGCAGCAGGGCGGGACUUCCUGUGAUGGGUAUGAUGGGAACGCGUUGCAGCAGCAGCAGCAGCAGCAGUUCAACCUACAGCAGCAGAGUCAGCUCCAGCAGCUGCAGCAGCUACAACAGAUACAGCACUACCAGCAACAGCAGCUCCUGUAUCAGCAACAACAGUCUCUGGAGCAAAGGCUGCACAGCGCCAACCACUCGUUGCAAGCCACGCCCAACAGCACCAUCCACAGCCUGGCCCCUGCUACCCACGCCCCAUUGGUGGACCUGUGGGGGGCGGGUCAGACAGAGUCCUAUCAAGCGGAUAUCGGAGGGUACAACAUAGGCGUGGCAGCGGUGGUGGAGGCGGCUUUGAAUGUUCCGUCUGGGGAUGAGGGGGCGGGGACAGACCAUUCCCAUCUGCUGGAGCAGCAGGAGGAGGAAGAUGAACUGAAGGACGAGGAGGUGACACUCUGCAUGGAGCCGGAGUCUGCCACUCUAACACAGAGAGAUGAAGCCAUCACCUCCGGGGGCAGUAGUCCUGGGCAACGUAGUCCGGGGCGCAGUAGUCCGGGGCAACCACCAGCACAGCAAAUCACAGAGCGGAAGGCCUCUGAUGUCAGCUGUGGAGCCAUCCAGAUGCUGGAGGAGAAGGAGGAGAAGCAGGGGUCCACUGUUGCUGCCAUGGCAACCAACUGAUUGACAGAUCGUCCUGAGAAACGUGACAGACUGACCCUCGGCGUCAGGAAUGACUGAGCCUAAUAAUUAAAUAUUUAUCAAUAAAUCUGUUCCUUUUCAGGUAUCAAACACAUUUUUGAUGGGAUAUAAACUCUUGUGACCACUGAAGAGCAGAGGAGGAAGAUUUGGAAACAGAGUCACGCAGUGACAACAGCUGGUCCAACGGACAACUUUUUUUUGGAAGCCUUACAUUCCCAGAGAGAAGGAGGAGGGAGGGAUGAAUAGAGGGAGGGAAAAAAGACUGAGCGAGAAAAAGGAGGUAUGAGGGGAUGAUAAAAAGAAGAGGAGCAGCUGAGAUUGAGACAUUUGUAUCAGGAAGAGGAAAUGGAGGAGGAGGGAAUUGUAACAUGCAUGCUUUUUAAACAAACGACUUUAUCCAGUCCAGCGUCAAAUAUGAUAAUGAUCAUUAAAUCUAUAGUAAUAAAACGUUAUCAUGAAAACAAUGAUUUUCUAACAAAGAAAACAAUCAUGACAACACAAAAAUCUAUGUAUAAGUGAAUGAUAAAAUAAUAUAUAUCAAAAUCACUGUUUUUACAACACUAUCUCUCCAUUGGAGAACUACUCUGUUUACAGCUUACACUCAACACAUCAUAUAGAAUAAUAUCAACCCCAUAACUUGAAGAACAGAAACACUCACACGUUAUACCCUCUCCUCUUAUGUCAUUCACAUCUAGCAUCCACAACACUUAUAGAACUAACUGCACGAAUACAGAGCAACUUUAGUAGAUUGUGUUCAUCAUAACCCCCUAAAAAUUACACCUAUUCAAUUAUCCCCAAAAAUGAUUUAAAUCCAAAUUGGCUCUCUGCAACCUAACGACUGCAGUGAAAUCUACUUGAACCCUCCUAACACAGUUAGAAAGAAAACAAUGUUACUAUGUUGCUGUGUCUCCAGAUGUCCAAGGCACAUAAAGGCUGCAGGCCUGUCGGCCACACACACAGCACUGCACAGUUAAAGGAAUGUACUAUACAGUAAGAUAGUGUGCUUCCUACUCUGUCUUUCCGUAUGUUUCUUCAGAAUACUAUGGAGUACCUGUCCUAUAGUGAACUGUAUAGACUUUGCACUGAACCUAGGACACGGCUGGUGCUGGGCCAGAGAAGACUCAGGGCAUGGAGCUCCUUGUAGUCUGCUUGACUGUGCAUCAUGACUGACAGGUCCUUGUCAUGGAGUGAAUGGUGAAGAGACAGAGCUGUAGUAGUGAAUCCCUUUGCACUGAUGCCAUCCAACAGAUCAGAGGCUGCCUUUGGACUCUGUCACACGUCAAUGUCCUUGAUUACUGUUCAGAAAGAGCUCUUAGCAUCACCAAGAACCAAAACAGAACCACUAGACGAGAUGGAUUCUGAGCUGUUGUUCCAGGUUCCAAACUAGAGAUGGCUGGAGGAAGAGGGAGUGCUCUGGAGAGUUUUGGUACCAACAGAAAGAGGAUUUAGAUUGAGAUGUGCUUGAUGUGAUUGUUGUUUUGAUGUCAGCUCUUGGGGACAAUACCAAGCUUUUCUUUGUGGAGAAAAGAUGAGGAGAAAAUGUUUCUCUGAAAGGUGUAGGUUAGAGCUGUUUGAAUUGGGUGCUGAUUCUUAGAAGGGAAAAAACACAUCUUCAAAAUUGUAACUAAUUAGUGAGGAGCCAAACACAGGUCUCUUAAACGGUUUGUGGCCACUACUGUCAUAUAGAUGUAAAUACUAAUGAGAGAGGAUAUCAACCAUCUCUCACAGUCCCCACUGCAACAGUUUCUUUAGUUUUCUACACGUCUCAGUCCCAGCUCUUUCCUUUGGGAAUCUUCCUGAGCUCCCAAAUUAAGCGUAUUGCGUUUAGAUUUGUUUCUAUCACCACACAAGUAAAAGGAAAAGGAUAGUGGAAAUAUUGGAUAUCGGAAUACUGUUAUAGAAUAAUGCAAAGGACCUACUUUGACUAGGUUUAAGGAGAACAUUGAAGUCAAUCAGGGAAUAGAACUGAAUAGUAGAACCAAACACUAGAACCGAACAGAACCGGUAUCUUCCUGCUCAUGGUGACUACAGCGAUGGAGCAGAACUCUGCCUGUCGAGUGUGACGUUUGAGUUAGCGUGUGUAUUUCCUGAAGAGGAAAGUGUGUAUCCCAAUGGAGGAAUGGUAGUGAAGUUCAGAGACAUGAUAGAAUAGUGGAAUUUUGGAGAUACUGGUCUGGAAUAUCUGUGCAUGUGUCACUAAUAAAAACAACAUCAAUAGCAGUUAUUAUUAUUAUUAGUAUUCUUAUUCAUAUCAUUAUGAAUAUUAUUAUUAUUAUUAUUCAUAUUAUUAUUAUGUGACGGAGAACAACCUCCUUUCACUCUGAUGAUUGUGUGAAAAAAAACUUUUAAGAUAGAAAAAAGGUUUAUUGACUUGAAUUCAUGAACUUAUUGAUUGAUUAUUUAUGCAAUGUUGGGACAAUGUUUAUUUUUCUACUGAAUGAUUGA